CACAUUUCGGAAGCUGAAGGUCUCCUUGCCCUCGCCUGAUACAUUUUGGCGGGCGAUGUGGAUGCCAGGCGUCGGCGCCGCCCUGUCGGCAGGCCCCUCCCCGCGCCUCCCCCCGCGCCUCCCCCCGCCCACGACGCUGCGCCACACAGCGGCGUGUGCGGUCGAGCGCUAGGCUUCCGUUGGCUGCGCCCCCGCGCCUGACCGCCACGCGAGGCUCGCGCUUCCUGUCGGCCAGCGACCUCUCCUGCGGUGUUCUCGAACCUCCUGCUUGCCACUCUCUGGUUCCCUAGCCAUUUCGGCACAAGCCUGGCUCUUUCCCAAGAAGCCUCCGUGAGCCCAGCGGUGCCCUCCAGAUUUUGCGGCGAUGUCUCACAUUCCAAGUGGUUUCUUGGACACUGAGGGUAAGUGGACUGAGGAAGCCAAGACUCGUUUUUUCGGAGCUAAGAACGACGAGGCGCUGAAAACUUGGGCGGAGGGGCAGCGCAAGGAGUACAAAGACGAGGCUUCAGAGAAGGGCAAGGGGCUGAGGGACAAGUACGCCACGGAAGCCGACCUGGAGGAGUACAUAUUGGGAGUGUACCAAAAGAAGUGGGAUGCACUCUGUGGUAAGGCGGCAAAGUGUCCCAGAGUUUACUUUGACAUCAAGAUCGGCGACGAGAAUGCUGGACGGAUCGCAAUGAUGCUCCGGGGAGACGUCGUGCCUAAGACAGCCGAAAAUUUCCGGCAGUUGUGCACUCAUGAGAAGGAAUUUGGUUUCAAGGGCUGUACGUUCCACCGCGUCAUCCCAGGCUUCAUGUGCCAGGGCGGAGAUUUCACCAACCAUGACGGCACUGGUGGCAAGUCCAUUUACGGGGAAACUUUCGCCGAUGAGAAUUUCCAACUCGAGCACACUGGCGAAGGAGUCCUCUCUAUGGCCAACGCUGGCCCUAACACUAAUGGCUCGCAGUUCUUCUUGUGCACAGCUAAAACCUCUCACCUGGACGGCAAGCAUGUCGUCUUCGGCAAGGUUGUCGGAGACGGCAUGGCUGUGGUGAAGAAGAUCGAGGCCGUCGGAUCGGGCGGUGGCGAGACAUCUAAGAAGGUCGUGAUCGAAGAUUGCGGUGAGCUCUCUUUGGGAGACUGGCCGUGACUUGUCCAAGGCCGCUGUGCAGCCUUGCUGCUCUGACGUUCCACGUACAGAUCUGACGUCAGAUCGAGACAGCAUAGGCCGUAGACCAGCAUAGACGCGCUCUGGCGCGCAGGCGUCGUGGCAUGCGGCAUGUUCAAACACCAUCAUCGUUAUCAUCAUCUCUGCCCAUGCGGCAGCCGGCAAGAACAGCAGGGCAGCAGCGAAUUGUUGCAGUUGUGACCUGGAUUAUUGGCUCCGUAGUACACAUUGCGACAAGACUCGCAUGGUGCAUCUUUUCUCGUCUCCCACAGAUAUCGAAAGGCCCUUCCUGUCUGACACUGCCGCGUUCCGUGCGAAGCGCCGUGCUAGUGAUGAAUGUUUUAGCGUUCAAACAGAGGCAUGGUCGAAGUUUCUUGAGUUAAUCCAGUGACGUAUUCCCUGUCCACGGGUCACGCACGCAGUCCAAAUACAGGCGUCUGAUUGAUUGCUCGAUGAUGAGUACAAUUUGUCCGUGUUAACGAGGUGGAGCUAGGAUCCCAUUGAAAACCGCUAUUACUGAGCAACUGAGAUCCAUGACAUGCGCGACCGCGUUGGCAAGCGGGUGCAUUCGGUAAGCGGGUGCAGCAUGCUUUGGUAUCAGGUCCAGUUGUCGCAUGUAGCUGUAGGUUCCUCCAUAGGUCGUGCGACUUUGGUGAG
Messenger RNA from Prorocentrum cordatum, 1804 nucleotides. Lineage: Eukaryota; Dinophyceae; Prorocentrales; Prorocentraceae. The record is from the annotation of a GenBank genome assembly.